Messenger RNA from Nematolebias whitei (Rio pearlfish), 933 nucleotides. RefSeq names its product WD repeat domain 73 (gene wdr73). Gene Ontology annotation, molecular function: protein binding. The transcript is spliced from 7 exons. Gene Ontology annotation, biological process: cytoplasmic microtubule organization. Lineage: Eukaryota; Metazoa; Chordata; Actinopteri; Cyprinodontiformes; Rivulidae. The record is from RefSeq and is a predicted model, not a curated record. Gene Ontology annotation, cellular component: cytosol; spindle pole. The coding region runs from base 1 to 933 and encodes 310 amino acids.
AUGGUAGAGAUGCAGGAUGAGUUUGAAACUUUAGAUGACUGGUUUAUCGAGUCCCUGAAAACGUACAAAGAUCUCCAUGUGUUUCAGCUGGAACACCCCACUCAGGUCAUCGAGUGGACUUCAGGAAAGACCGUCUGUGUCGCUGGCUACAGCUCUUCUAAAAAUGAAAUUUUGGAACUUCGUUUGCCACUGAAACUUUUUGCGGAUGAAAACAAGGGUCUCUGUGCAGAACGGGAUUUCAAAGUUGUCCAUGGUGGUUUUACAGAAGGUCCGACUCGCUGCUUGAAACACGUCCCAGGUACCAGGUGUGUUGUGACCAACGAUGGGCAGAACACCGACCUGCAGGUGUGGGACCUCGGAGGAGACGACAGCGAUGUGAUCAGGAGGACGGGAAGUGUUAAGGGAGGGAAUGUGUCAGAGACCGGCAGCAGGAUCGCAGCUCCACCUUCGACUCCACCUCAAGUCCUUCACGGAGCGCGAAGCAGCAGCGUCCAGCUGACGCAGCUGAUCUCAGGACAGACUCUUUAUAAACUCGAGACGAGUUCAGACAAACCUCUGAGCUCCUUACAGUUUGUGAGCGACUCCGUUUUUUUGGCCAGCUGCUCUGACGGGAGCGUUUACGUCGCAGACGCCCGGACUUCUGCUGCUCCUCAGCGUCUUCCUCCACCCACACCCUCAGACGAAUCAGGUGUCUGGUGGACAGACACCUCUGUAGCUCCACAGCAGGCUGACUGCAAGCUUGUCAGACUCUCCUCCUCUGGACGGGCAGUCGUGUCAGAUUGGAGGAGUUUGGGAGGCGUCGUGUGUCAGGCUCAGCUGGACAUCCAGACACGUCCCCACGAACUGAAGGACGUGACGGUGUCCUGGGCUCCGACGCUGGACGGAUACAUCUCAGUGUCAGGUCGGUGUUUACACACACUGAUGCAGAUUUAA